AUGGAAAUCGGAAAAAUUCCGAAUAUGCUCUCUCUCCACGAAUAUCCGCUGAUGAAGACUUACCGCGACCGCAGGAUACCGUCAACAAUCCUUAUUGCCUCUAUACUCCUUUUUACCGGCUUGAUUAUAUUCAACCUCAUCACCCAAGGCAAGUCGGAUCAGUCCCGAACAUUCAUAUCACUGAAUUUUAUUGACGAGCGAACACGAUUGCAUAGCAAGAAUACAUCGGGAACCAAAUUCAGCUGCGAUACGUCUAAGGUGAGGUUGGGCGAUAAUAUCUUCAUGGUCCAUCAGAAUGAUCAGGAUAAGAUAUCAGAAGAGGACGCCUUCGAGGCCCCGGAAAGUCAGAACUCUCCAGGCGUGUUCCAAUGGACUGUCUACGAAAUCAACAUUGCCGAUCAGAAUAACGUCACCGAGUUUCGUUACAGCGGCCAAACCUUGAACUGCACCAUUGUGUUUGUCAAAACAAUUUAUCAAUUCUUUCAUCACAACUACAUUUAUAGCACCUGUGGUAAAUGUACCUAUGAUGAUGAAAGGACAAACAAGCAAAUCAAGAUAACACUAUGCUCUUCAUAUGACCAUUCUAAUGCUGUCAUGCCUGCGGUUUCUCGGGGAAGCCAAAUCAACCUUCGGGACCGUGUCUUCCAUGUACUCGAGAGACUGUACCCCAUGCUGUCUAUCAACUCGAGCGAUUUGCCUUUACCAGCCUACCCACCGGAUUAUAAUCUGUCACAAGAAGACUUAUACCGUAAAAAUAUGAUCAGACGACAGGAUGUUUCUCAACUGCACAUCUGGCUUGGCGGUGUCGUCUUUUCCCCAAGAGGAAACUUGAAAUAUGAGCCUACUUUGACCUCACAGACGAUUGAGUCGCCUCAGGGAUCAGUUUUUCUUGAAAAUAUGAGCGAUCCAGGGAGCUACUUCGAAGCCUUUAAGCAGACCGACGAGAAAGACCCAGGCUCGGGCUUCCAGAUCUCAGUCAUAGGUGUCGGGGAAGUCCGGCCGUUCGGCUUGCACGAGUACAACCACGCCAGCCUCCCGCCAAUCAUUUCACAGAUGUUCAACUACUCCUACUCGAUCAGUGGGCUGAUGAUGAACCUGGCCGCCGACGAUCUCAACAGUAAAGUAAUCGGAGCCCAUUACUUGUGCAAUGCUACUCGAAAAGAAUGGCAACCCUUCGUUAAAGUCUUCUCGACCACGAUGGGCAGCACCAUGGGAGUAUUUGGGAUCUGCUUUUCUAUCAUGCUUGUGGUCGCUCGUCGAAUAGAUAAUUUUGUAAACACGCACCAGGAAAGCAAUCGCCAUUCAGACAGUUCCGAGAAUUCAACGCUUCAUGUGGAAGAAGGUAAAGAUAUCCCAUUGAAAAAAGUUGGCAAAUAA
Messenger RNA from Puccinia triticina, 1377 nucleotides. RefSeq lists its product as uncharacterized. NCBI's taxonomy places the organism in Eukaryota, Fungi, Basidiomycota, Pucciniomycetes, Pucciniales, Pucciniaceae. The transcript is spliced from 10 exons. Bases 1 to 1377 code for a protein of 458 amino acids. The record is from RefSeq and is a predicted model, not a curated record.